Messenger RNA from Solenopsis invicta (red fire ant), 3267 nucleotides. It is a transcript of the gene GlyS, whose product is annotated as glycogen [starch] synthase. The record is from RefSeq and is a predicted model, not a curated record. Gene Ontology annotation, biological process: glycogen biosynthetic process. Gene Ontology annotation, cellular component: cytoplasm. Gene Ontology annotation, molecular function: alpha-1,4-glucan glucosyltransferase (UDP-glucose donor) activity. Lineage: Eukaryota; Metazoa; Arthropoda; Insecta; Hymenoptera; Formicidae. The coding region runs from base 447 to 2525 and encodes 692 amino acids. The transcript has 12 exons.
AUCUCGUCAGUGGCCACGAUCACCCGUCGCUAUAAAUAGACCACGUGAUUUUCGGUUGUAAAUCACGUGGUGCGAUCGAAAUCAUUCUUGCGAUCUAAUUGCGGACCACGCGUUGGACACGACGCGACAGGUCUCUGAUCCAGCGUAAUGAGUCCCUACAAUUUGGAGAGACUCCCAGUGCUACAAGAGCGAUAGCGCGACAGUGGUUAUGUGCUUAUCGGGCAACUACUUCUCUGAUUCGAAGUACGCGCGCGCGAACUGCACCGAGUUCUUCGUUGACCUUGUACAUAAUCCGUGGUGACUUUCAUUUUAACCUGACCGUGGAACUGUGUGGAACUUGCUGCAUUUGUUCAACUGAAACAGUCAGUUAAAGUCAGUCCCAAAAAUCUACCGUUUCACCAGUGCUCACGCGAGAAAUCUCUAAAGUUUCCAGAACAGUUUGCGAAAUGUCAAGAGAGCGUGCUUCCAGGAGAUUUUAUCGCGUGGAUAGCACUAAUGAUUUGUUCGAGUUUAUGGACCGUGGCUAUUCAGCUCAACAUGAAAAUCGAUGGAACUUUGAAGUUGCUUGGGAAGCCGCCAAUAAAGUUGGCGGCAUUUAUACUGUAAUAAGAUCUAAAACUUAUGUCUCCACUGAAGAAAUGGGUGAUCAGUACUGUCUUAUUGGUCCGUAUAAAGAACAUUCGGCACGCACUGAAGUCGAGGAGGCGGAUUUUCCUUCUCAUAGUCCUUUGCAUCAAGCGGUACAAGUUUUGCGUGAUCAAGGAUAUAAGGUAAUAACGGGAACAUGGCUGGUAGAUGGAAAUCCUCAAAUAAUUUUGCUCGAUAUCGGAAGUGCCGCUUGGAAGCUGGACGAAUACAAACAAGAAUUAUGGAACACUUGUAAUCUUGGAAUACCUCAUCUCGAUAUUGAAGCUAAUGAUGCCGUAAUACUUGGUUAUCUAGUCUGUCAGUUUAUUACAGAAUUUAGAAAAGCAGCCGAAGGAUAUUCAAGCAUUCCGCCAAGAAUAGUCGUACACUGUCACGAAUGGCAGGCAGGUGUCGGUUUAAUUGCCUUGAGAACAAGACAUGUGGAUGUGGCCACAGUAUUUACUACUCACGCUACACUUCUUGGUAGAUAUCUUUGCGCGGGAAAGACUGAUUUUUACAACAAUCUAGAUAAGUUCAGUGUUGAUGAAGAAGCGGGGAAACGUCAGAUAUAUCAUAGAUACUGUAUGGAACGUGCUGCUUCACAUUUAGCUCAUGUAUUUACGACAGUUUCGGACAUUACUGGUUUCGAAGCCGAACAUUUGCUGAAACGUAAACCCGAUAUUAUCACACCGAACGGAUUAAAUGUGAAGAAAUUUGCAGCAUUGCAUGAAUUUCAGAAUUUACAUGCUGUUAGUAAAGAAAAGAUACAUGAAUUUGUGCGAGGGCACUUUUAUGGACAUUAUGAUUUUGAUUUAGAUAAAACAUUAUAUUUUUUCACUGCUGGUCGUUAUGAAUUUGGAAACAAAGGAGCCGAUAUAUUUGUAGAAGCUUUGGCUCGAUUAAAUCAUUAUUUAAAAACGUCCAGGCCUGACUUAACAGUGGUCGCUUUCCUUAUUUUUCCCGCAAAAACUAAUAAUUUUAAUGUUGAAUCUCUUCGUGGUCAUGCUGUGACGAAAUCUCUACGAGAAACUAUUAAUGAUAUACAGCAAAAAAUAGGGAAACGCAUGUACGAGUUGUGUCUUUCCGGUCGUAUGCCUGAAGCUCAAGACUUGUUGGAGAAAGAGGAUACUAUUAAAAUAAAACGAUGUUUAUAUGCUCUGCAAAGGAAUGGAUUACCGCCUAUUACGACUCAUAAUGUUGUUGAUGAUUGGAAUGAUCCAGUGUUAAAUGCUGUUAGAAGAUGUAAUCUCUUCAAUACUGUCCACGAUCGCGUUAAGAUAGUAUUUCAUCCAGAGUUUUUAUCUUCGACAAAUCCACUAUUUGGUCUUGAUUACGAAGAAUUUGUUAGAGGAUGCCAUUUGGGUGUUUUUCCUUCGUAUUAUGAACCGUGGGGUUACACACCAGCUGAGUGUACAGUUAUGGGAAUACCUAGUAUUACUACUAACUUAUCAGGAUUUGGGUGCUUUAUGCAGGAGCACAUAGCAGAUCCAAUGAGCUAUGGUAUUUACAUUGUUGACAGGCGUUUUAUUGGUUUAGAGUCAAGCAUUCAACAGCUCGCUCAAUACAUGUUCGAUUUUGCACGACUCAGCCGUCGUCAGCGUAUCAUACAACGAAAUCGUACAGAACGUCUUAGCGAUCUCCUCGAUUGGCGAAAUCUUGGCAUUUAUUAUCGUCAAGCGAGAGUAAAAGCAUUGACCACCGUCUACCCGGAACUGGCAUCGGAAUAUGCAGAGGGUGGAAUUGGCCGGUUUAAUUAUCCUAGACCAAUUAGUGAACCACCAUCCCCAUCAUCUUCACGGCACACGACACCAGCUGCUUCAAUACAUGGUUCAGAUGACGAGGAUGAAGUUGAUGAUGAAAAAGAGCUAGAAGAAUUACGACAAUCGAGUGGAAGAUAAAUAAAGAGAUCAAGAGUACUAAGAACAAGAAGCAAUCGUAUGCAGUAAAUAUCAAGAUAAUUUAUGGAACGCAUUCGCGUAACACAACAGUGCCAAAAUAUUAGUUGCAAUUCCUUAAUGAAGUAUAUGUAUUUGUAUAUUAAAAAAAUCUUGAUUGAUAUUGAAAAUUCUACAUAUUCAAUUUUGAACGCUUCUUAUUGAUAUCUGUCACUGCCGUAAAAAGCACAAAACAGAAUAAUUUGUAAGUACAGAUGUAUGCAGAAUAAUUUAAUAACUCACUCAUUGAGAUUAUUAGCAAUAUUAUUUGCUAUUCUUUAAGAUUUGUUUGCUAAUAGGAAAACUCAUGCGGUAUAGAACUUCCCAGAAAUUGCUGCUGUUUUGUAACGUUUUUGCAGUAGUGUUGGAAGUUUGCAAUGUUGAUGAAAUAUUGCAAUGUUACUGCAAUAUUACUAAAAUAUUAUAUUGUAUUCUAUGUUAUACAAGAAUUUACUUUAUUCCAUACUGUGUCAAAUAUAACAUUUCAGCAAUUUUACAGCAAUAUUGCAAAAUUGCCGCAAUAUUGUGGGAAUAUUCUAUGCUAUAGAAUAUAGGGUUUAAGCAAAUUUAAAUUUCUCAUUACAUUAACACAAUUAACAAUAAUGUUAAUGUCAGAAAUUUAAAUGUAUAGAAAAUGUAUGUUUAUAUAGCGUGCCACAUUAUGUAUGUACGUAUUGUGUUUGAGAAUAUAAUCAUAUAUACAAUC